GGCCGCAGCUCCCGCACCUCCCGGGGGGGCCGCCUCCUCGGCGCCGCUGAGGCCCAGGACAGACAGACUAAUCUGCCCUCCCCCGCUCAAACCGGGAUCAUGACGGUCCCCAAGGAGAUGCCUGAGAAGUGGGCCCGGGCCGGGGCUCCCCCUUCCUGGAGUGGAAAGAAGCCCUCUUGGGGGACAGAAGAAGAAAGGAGGGCGCGGGCCAAUGAUCGAGACUAUAAUGAGAAAUUCCAGUAUGCGAGUAACUGCAUCAAGACCUCCAAGUACAAUAUUCUCACCUUCCUGCCUGUCAACCUCUUUGAGCAGUUCCAAGAAGUUGCCAAUACCUACUUCCUGUUCCUUCUCAUUCUGCAGUUGAUUCCACAGAUCUCGUCCCUGUCCUGGUUCACCACCAUUGUGCCUUUGGUUCUUGUCCUCACCAUCACAGCUGUUAAAGAUGCCACUGAUGAUUAUUUCCGCCACAAGAGCGAUAACCAGGUGAAUAACCGUCAGUCUCAGGUGCUGAUCAAUGGAACCCUCCAGCAAGAGCAGUGGAUGAAUGUCUGUGUUGGUGAUAUUAUCAAGCUAGAAAAUAACCAAUUUGUGGCGGCGGAUCUUCUCCUCCUUUCCAGCAGUGAGCCCCAUGGGCUGUGUUACAUAGAGACCGCAGAACUCGAUGGAGAGACCAACAUGAAGGUGCGUCAGGCGAUUCCUGUCACCUCAGAAUUGGGAGACAUCAGUAAGCUUGCCAAGUUUGAUGGUGAAGUGAUUUGCGAACCUCCCAACAACAAACUGGACAAAUUCAGUGGAACCCUCUACUGGAAGGAGAACAAAUUCCCCCUGAGCAACCAGAACAUGCUGCUACGGGGCUGUGUGCUUCGAAACACCGAGUGGUGCUUCGGGCUGGUCAUUUUUGCAGGUCCUGACACUAAGCUGAUGCAAAACAGUGGCAGGACAAAGUUCAAGAGAACAAGUAUUGAUCGCCUCAUGAAUACAUUGGUGCUCUGGAUUUUUGGAUUCCUGGUCUGCAUGGGGGUGAUCCUGGCCAUUGGCAAUGCCAUCUGGGAGCAUGAGGUUGGGACCCGCUUCCAGGUCUACCUGCCAUGGGAUGAGGCGGUGGACAGUGCCUUCUUCUCUGGUUUCCUGUCCUUCUGGUCCUACAUCAUCAUUCUCAACACCGUUGUGCCCAUAUCGCUCUACGUCAGUGUGGAGGUCAUCCGUCUGGGCCACAGCUACUUCAUCAACUGGGAUAAGAAGAUGUUCUGCAUGAAGAAGCGGACGCCGGCAGAGGCCCGCACCACCACCCUGAACGAGGAGCUGGGCCAGGUGGAGUACAUCUUCUCCGACAAGACGGGCACCCUCACCCAGAACAUCAUGGUCUUCAACAAGUGCUCCAUCAAUGGCCGUAGCUAUGGUGACGUGUUUGAUGUCCUGGGACACAAAGCUGAAUUGGGAGAGAGGCCUGAACCUGUUGACUUCUCCUUCAAUCCUCUGGCUGACAAGAAGUUCUUAUUUUGGGACCCCACCCUCUUAGAGGCUGUCAAGAUGGGGGAUCCCCACACACACGAGUUCUUCCGCCUCCUUUCCCUGUGUCAUACUGUCAUGUCAGAAGAGAAGAACGAAGGGGAGCUGUACUACAAGGCCCAGUCCCCGGACGAGGGGGCCCUGGUCACUGCAGCCAGGAACUUUGGUUUUGUAUUCCGCUCUCGUACCCCUAAAACCAUCACUGUCCACGAGAUGGGCACAGCCAUCACCUAUCAGCUCCUGGCCAUCCUGGAUUUCAACAAUAUCCGCAAGCGGAUGUCAGUCAUAGUGCGGAAUCCAGAAGGGAAGAUCCGACUCUACUGCAAAGGGGCUGACACGAUCCUGCUGGACAGACUCCACCACUCCACACAAGAGCUGCUCAACACCACCGCUGACCACCUGAAUGAGUAUGCGGGCGACGGACUGAGGACCCUGGUGCUGGCCUACAAGGAUCUGGAUGAAGAGUACUAUGAGGAGUGGGCUGAAAGGCGCCUGCAAGCCAGCCUGGCCCAGGACAGCCGGGAGGACAGGCUGGCCAGUGUGUAUGAGGAGGUUGAGCGUGACAUGAUGCUGCUGGGUGCAACAGCCAUUGAGGACAAGCUGCAGCAAGGGGUUCCAGAGACCAUUGCCCUCUUGACUCUGGCCAACAUCAAGAUUUGGGUGCUCACUGGAGACAAACAAGAGACGGCCGUGAACAUUGGCUACUCCUGCAAGAUGCUGACAGAUGACAUGACAGAAGUGUUUAUUGUCAUGGGCCACACUGUCCUGGAAGUGCGGGAAGAGCUCAGGAAAGCCCGGGAGAAGAUGAUGGAUUCACCCCGCACAGUGGGCAAUGGCUUCGCCUACCAGGAGAAGCUCUCUUCUUCCAAGCUCACUUCUGUCCUGGAAGCUGUGGCUGGGGAGUACGCCCUGGUCAUUAAUGGGCACAGCCUAGGCUCUCUUGUGUUCCAGGCACAUGCACUAGAGGCAGACAUGGAGCUGGAGUUUCUGGAGACAGCCUGUGCCUGCAAAGCUGUCAUCUGCUGCCGGGUGACCCCCUUGCAGAAGGCACAAGUGGUGGAACUGGUUAAGAAGUAUAAGAAGGCUGUGACGCUUGCCAUUGGGGAUGGAGCCAAUGACGUCAGCAUGAUCAAAACCGCUCACAUUGGCGUGGGCAUCAGCGGGCAGGAAGGGAUCCAGGCCGUCCUGGCCUCUGACUACUCCUUCUCCCAGUUCAAGUUCCUGCAGCGCCUUCUGCUGGUGCAUGGGCGCUGGUCCUACCUGCGCAUGUGCAAGUUCCUCUGUUACUUCUUCUACAAGAACUUUGCUUUCACCAUGGUCCACUUCUGGUUCGGCUUCUUCUGUGGCUUCUCGGCCCAGACCGUCUAUGACCAGUAUUUCAUCACCCUUUAUAACAUUGUGUACACCUCCCUCCCAGUUCUGGCUAUGGGGGUCUUCGAUCAGGAUGUCCCAGAGCAGCGGAGCAUGGAGUACCCUAAGCUCUAUGAGCCAGGUCAGCUGAACCUCCUCUUCAACAAGCGGGAGUUCUUCAUCUGCAUCGCCCAGGGCAUCUACACCUCCGUGCUCAUGUUCUUCAUCCCCUAUGGGGUGUUUGCUGAGGCCACCCGGGAUGAUGGCACACAGCUGGCCGACUACCAGUCCUUUGCAGUCACGGUGGCCACUUCGCUGGUCAUAGUGGUCAGUGUGCAGAUCGGCUUGGACACAGGCUACUGGACAGCCAUCAACCACUUCUUCAUCUGGGGCAGCCUAGCUGUUUACUUUGCCAUCCUCUUUGCCAUGCACAGCAAUGGGCUUUUUGACAUGUUUCCGAACCAGUUUCGAUUUGUAGGGAAGGAGAGACCCAGGAAGAGGAAACGGUGUUACCGAAGCCGAAGCCGGAGGUGGUGCCUGGCGGGAGGUCUUUGGCAGCAGAGGAGGUAUGUGUGUGUGGGGGAGAGUCACUCUAGGUCACUUAAGCUCUUCUAGGGCAGAGUAGAUCUCUAAGCAUGAGAGGAAGCCACUGGAGGAUUUUGAGCAGGAAGUGUCAUAAAUAGAUUAAAAAAAGGCUUGCUUUAACUGUUGUGGCUAAAAGGGGCAAAGGUAGAUAUGGGGAGACCAGUUAAGAGCUACAACAGGAAGCUAGGUGAGGGUGACGGUGGCUUGGGGAUAGAGAGAAAGCCAGGGGCGUAUAGGUAUUUUGAAAAUGGAUGUAGGCAUGCAUCCAAAAUUCCUAUGGGUGCUAGUAUAAGUUCUCAGUAUAUGUUUGAUGAAUGGACAGAAUGGAUGAAUGGAUGGAAUGAAAGAAUGAGAGGGAGGGAGGGAUCAAGGUCGACUUCAGGGCUUUUGGGAAGACGGGGAGCAGUUUGUGGUGGAAGAAACAUGGUUACUUGGGCCAUGUGAGCUUGAGAUGCCUGUUACCCAUUCAGUGAGAAGCCAAAUAAUCAAAUAAUCAGUGGGAAGCCAAAGAAUCAAAUCCAAUGUUUUGGGGAGAAUUUGGAGCUAGACUCAAAUUUGGAGAUAAGACGUUUGAGGAGCAGGGAGGAGGGGGAAGCCAGGGGUGACUUAGGUUUUGAGACUGGGGAGAUGGGGCUGUCAGGAACCAAAUUCAGAGGGCUGCCCUCUGUCUACUGUGUGACUCCUGUGCUGCC
This is a messenger RNA of Talpa occidentalis (Iberian mole), 4136 nucleotides long. It is a transcript of the gene ATP8B2, whose product is annotated as ATPase phospholipid transporting 8B2. NCBI's taxonomy places the organism in Eukaryota, Metazoa, Chordata, Mammalia, Eulipotyphla, Talpidae. Bases 100 to 3474 code for a protein of 1124 amino acids. The transcript is spliced from 26 exons. Gene Ontology annotation, cellular component: plasma membrane. Gene Ontology annotation, molecular function: ATPase-coupled intramembrane lipid carrier activity; ATP binding; ATP hydrolysis activity. The record is from RefSeq and is a predicted model, not a curated record. Gene Ontology annotation, biological process: Golgi organization; phospholipid translocation.